Molecule: messenger RNA, 2433 nt
Organism: Nanorana parkeri
Lineage: Eukaryota; Metazoa; Chordata; Amphibia; Anura; Dicroglossidae
Gene: LOXL4
Product: lysyl oxidase like 4
Exons: 15
Coding region: 1-2244 (747 amino acids)
Biological process (GO): peptidyl-lysine oxidation
Cellular component (GO): membrane
Molecular function (GO): copper ion binding; protein-lysine 6-oxidase activity
Source: RefSeq, a predicted model, not a curated record
AUGACAUUAGCACAGUACUCUGCAUCAUUGGAGUACUUAUGCUGGCAACAACUCCAAGCAGGAGCACCUCAAAUCCAGCUGCGUUUGGCUGGGACAUCGAGAGUCCCCAACGAAGGUCGCCUGGAGGUUCUGUAUAAUGGUCAGUGGGGCACUGUAUGCGAUGAUGACUUCAACCUGGAGGUGUCAAAUGUAGUCUGCAAGCAACUGGGUUUUGAGAUGGCAAUGAACUGGGCGCACAGUGCAAAAUAUGGACAAGGGGAAGGUCCCAUCUGGUUAGAUAAUGUCCGGUGCUCAGGUGCUGAGAGCUCUUUGGCAGAAUGUGAGUCCAAUGGCUGGGGAGUCACCGACUGCAAGCAUUCAGAGGAUGUUGGCAUACUCUGUUCAACAAGCCGGCUACAGGGAGCUCCACCGCCUCAGACUAUCACUGCACAGCAUACAAAUAAGAUUGAGGAAGUUCGCAUAAAGCCCAUUUCAGCUCGUGCCAAGGCCAGCCUCCCUGUUACUGAAGGCAUAGUGGAGGUGAAGCAUCAUGGCCGAUGGAGGCAGAUAUGUGACCAAGGCUGGACUCUUGACAACAGCAGAGUCAUCUGUGGAAUGUUGGGCUUUCCUGGAGAGAUUCAACCCAAUGAAAAGUUUUACAGAAAACUUUGGAAUAUGAAAAUGAAUGUUCCAAAAUCAAGGUUAAAAGCUCUGAGCCACAAAAAAAUGUUCUGGAUCCACAAAGUUAAUUGCUUGGGAACAGAACCCCAUCUGGCUAAAUGCAAUGUGCAAAUUUCUCCCAAGACCCCUAAACAUCCUUGCAGGAAUGGGAUGCAUGCCAUAGUGAAAUGUGUCGCUCCACCUACCUCUGCCAAUGGAAAUGGAAAUAACUUCAAAAAAGCUUUCAGGACGAUGGAGCCACUGGUAAGACUGAGAUCUGGCCCACAUGCUGGAGAGGGAAGAGUAGAGGUGUUAAGAAAUGGGAAGUGGGGAACGAUAUGUGAUGACAAGUGGAACCUCAUUUCAGCCACCGUGGUCUGUCGGGAGCUUGGUUACGGAUCCGCCAAAGAAGCUAUUUUAGGUGCCCAGUUGGGACAUGGGUUGGGUCCUAUCCACAUGAAUGAAGUGCUCUGCACAGGACGGGAAAAGUCCAUCACUGAAUGCAAGUUCAAAGAGGCCAGUAUAGCUGGGUGUCAGCAUGAAGAAGAUGCAGGUGUGAGAUGUAACAUUCCAGACAUGGGAUACAACAGUCAGAUUCGACUGGUCGGAGGAAGGUCAAGUGAAGAGGGCAAGGUGGAGGUACAGAUGGUCAUUAAAGGUGUAAAGAAGUGGGGAGCUGUGUGUGGAGAACUCUGGGGCAUGAAUGAAGCCAUGGUAGCUUGUCGACAGCUGGGACUCGGCUUUGCCAACCAUGCUAUACAGGAGACAUGGUACUGGCAGGGUACUCGGGGUGCAGAGGAUAUAGUCAUGAGUGGUGUCCGUUGCUCUGGCACAGAGUUGUCGAUUCAGCACUGUCGUCACCACAGCGUUGUCCAUUGCCCUCGUGGAGGGGGUCAUCGAUCCGCAGGAAUUAGCUGUACAGAACAUGCGCCAGACCUUAUACUGAAUGCACAGCUGGCCCAAGAGUCUGCCUAUCUUGAGGACCGUCCCCUUCACAUGCUGGAAUGUGCCCAUGAAGAAGAGUGUCUUUCCAAAUCAGCAGAUGACAUGUCCUGGCCAUACGGACAUCGACGACUACUCCGCUUCACAUCAGAGAUACACAAUAUUGGAAGGUCUGACUUCACCCCAAGAAACGGGAGGCACACAUGGGUCUGGCAUGAAUGUCACAGACACUACCACAGCAUUGAAGUCUUCACCCACUAUGACCUCUUGAAUAUGAAUGGUACCAAAGUCGCUGAAGGCCACAAAGCGAGUUUUUGCCUUGAAGACACACGCUGUGGAAAAGGAAUCCAGAAGCGCUACGAGUGUGCCAACUUUGGUGAACAAGGAAUAACAGUGGGCUGCUGGGAUACCUACCGCCAUGACAUAGACUGCCAGUGGGUAGACAUUACAGAUGUUGGCCCAGGAGACUAUAUUUUCCAGGUCAUUUUGAACCCAAAGUUUGAAGUGGCGGAAUCAGAUUUCAGGAACAACAUGAUGAGGUGUCGAUGCAAAUACGACGGGAAGAAGAUCUGGAUGCACAGCUGUCACACAGGUGAUGCUUACAGCGCAGAUUUAGAAGAAGAGUUUGAGAACCAACGAAGACUCUCUAACAACCUGGUGUAGCCCUUCCGUUCUUCUGGGGCAUCUAAAAUUACUUCUUCAUGCCAGAUACUGCUCUAAACUGCAGCCCAGAAUUAGAUGAGGUUCCGAGAAGUCACAACUGGAAAACCAUCAAUCUCAGGUCUUCAACCAGCACGGGGAAUACAAACCAGACAAACUUUGUUUACAUGACAACUCUGCCCAUAAUCUUCA